Messenger RNA from Hylaeus volcanicus, 6617 nucleotides. It is a transcript of the gene Usp, whose product is annotated as retinoic acid receptor RXR. Gene Ontology annotation, biological process: positive regulation of transcription by RNA polymerase II; cellular response to ecdysone; anatomical structure development. Bases 582 to 1865 code for a protein of 427 amino acids. Gene Ontology annotation, molecular function: RNA polymerase II cis-regulatory region sequence-specific DNA binding; nuclear steroid receptor activity; zinc ion binding. Gene Ontology annotation, cellular component: activator ecdysone receptor complex; nucleus. Lineage: Eukaryota; Metazoa; Arthropoda; Insecta; Hymenoptera; Colletidae. The transcript has 7 exons. The record is from RefSeq and is a predicted model, not a curated record.
CUCGUCAACCAGGGACUCGGUUGCACUUCUUCCGUCCCGAGUUUUCCCUCUUCUCCUCCCGUGAUUUGCCGCCAGCUUUUCGUCCUCCAUCGACUCCUCCUCGUCCUUCACCUCCUCUUGAUCCUCUGUCGCUUCCCUCCCCUCCGUCUCCUCUUUCCCCUAUCUCCCUUCUUCCGUCGUCCCUGCCCCCACCCCGUUUCCCCGCCGGCUGCACGCUCACAUGCAUCGAGUCGGACCGGCCGGCUGGCACUCAGUUGCCUUUAGCGCCGUGCAUCUCCGAGUCAGUCAGUCAGUCAUUGAGUCAUUGAGUCAGUGAGUCGGAUCGACGGUACGCGUGCGAGAUUUGUCGAGUGUUAAGCGUGCAACAACCAAAGAGUGCAGUGAACGAAACCAAAUCGAUACCAAAAGACGGAACGUAGAACAGUUUAGGGGAAGAAAGAGCACGCGUGUCGUUUCUCGGUUUCCGAAAUGACGCAACGAGAGUGUCGCUUGUGGUUCGCUUGAAAGUACCUAGUUGAUCAAGAUUCAGGAAGGAAACAGUAAAAGUGACGAGCCAAACCAGGAAGAUCAAGACGUCCAAGAUGAUGAAAAAGGAGAAACCGAUGAUGUCGGUCACCGCCAUCAUCCAAGGGACUCAGGCCCAACAUUGGUCGCGUGGAAACACUUGGUUAAGUCUGGAUAACAGUAACAUGUCCAUGUCUUCGGUGGGUCCGCAGAGUCCUCUCGACAUGAAGCCCGAUACAGCGAGUCUUAUCAGUCCCGGAAACUUCAGUCCCUCCGGUCCCAACAGUCCAGGAUCCUUCAACGCUGGUUGUCACAGCAACCUUCUGAGCACGUCGCCGAGUGGCCAGAACAAAGCAGUGGCACCAUACCCGCCGAACCACCCUCUUUCUGGUAGCAAGCACCUUUGCUCGAUCUGCGGAGACCGCGCCAGCGGCAAGCACUACGGCGUCUAUAGCUGCGAGGGCUGUAAGGGAUUCUUCAAGAGGACCGUUCGCAAGGACCUCUCGUACGCGUGCCGCGAGGAGAAGUCCUGCAUCAUCGACAAGAGGCAGAGAAAUCGUUGUCAGUAUUGCAGAUACCAGAAAUGCUUGGCUAUGGGUAUGAAAAGGGAGGCGGUCCAGGAGGAACGUCAGCGCACCAAGGAGCGGGAUCAGAGCGAGGUGGAGAGCACGAGCAGUUUACACUCGGACAUGCCGAUCGAACGAAUCCUGGAGGCUGAGAAACGAGUCGAAUGCAAGAUGGAACAGCAAGGAAAUUACGAGAACGCAGUGUCGCACAUUUGCAACGCCACGAACAAACAGCUGUUCCAGCUGGUAGCAUGGGCGAAACAUAUCCCACAUUUUACGUCGUUACCGCUGGAGGAUCAGGUACUUCUACUCAGGGCUGGAUGGAACGAACUGUUGAUAGCCUCCUUCUCUCAUCGUUCCAUCGACGUGAAGGACGGCAUUGUUUUGGCGACAGGUAUGACCGUUCAACGAAACUCGGCGCAACAGGCUGGCGUGGGCACGAUAUUCGACAGAGUGCUUUCGGAGCUCGUCUCGAAAAUGCGCGAGAUGAAAAUGGACAGGACUGAGCUUGGUUGUCUGAGGUCCAUCAUUCUCUUCAAUCCGGAGGUCCGAGGACUAAAGUCCGUCCAGGAAGUGACUCUGCUUCGCGAGAAGAUUUACGCAGCCUUGGAAGGAUACUGUCGCGUGGCUUGGCCCGACGACGCUGGCAGAUUCGCGAAAUUAUUGUUGCGCUUGCCUUCCAUCCGGUCGAUCGGACUAAAAUGCCUGGAGCACUUAUUCUUCUUCAAGAUGAUCGGCGACGUGCCUAUCGACGAUUUCCUCGUGGAGAUGCUAGAAUCGCGAUCAGAUCCUUAGGAGCAAACGGUGUGCCGCGUUCUGGGGCACACCGAUCUGUGAGAGAACAAGGAUACGCAUGCAUAAACAAAAAAAUGAGAAAAGAAAAAAACGACAAAAAUACAACAUUCAAGGUAAACGUAAAGAAUCUUCGCCGAUUACCGACGCCUCCAUGCAAGGCAUUCUCACGUCGAGCAGCGAGAUGGAAUUUACUUACAUUUCCCUUCUCACUUUCUUAUUUAUGACUUUAUUAACGGUUCUUGUUCGACGUAAGGAGGCAGUCUUUCGUUCGAUUCGUAUCGAGAGCACGGCGGAAGUCGCAACGAUGCACUCGGAUAGAAAUAACAGUGGUGUUGCUAGAGCUUUUUAGCGUUGAAAGUUUGUGACACGUCUGUCAUGCCAUCGUCCGAGCAAAGUUCCCCGUAGACGCGUAACCUCGUCACUGAAUUAGCGAUCUUCGAUUGCGUCUACGUCGAUCCCACUGCGCCCCCUGCAGCCAUGGAAGUUCCUAAGACACUCACGUUUCGUUUCUUGUUGUCAUUCACAUGUUGUCCCUCCGCCAACGAGUCAGUCCUCAUUGCUUCUCAAGUCUUUCAAAAUAGUUUUACGAAUCGCCGGGCGACGAUCCUCUUUUGCAUCAUCUUCGACGUGGGCGCAAUCUAUGCAUAAGUUCUCGGGUAUUUUUACAUUCCAACUCUGCCUCGAUUCGGAUCGUCACUUGGAAGAGCCACGAUUGCAUAUAGAUAAUAUACAUACUUGCAUAAAUGAAUGCGUUUUACACGUGUGCACUACGAUAAUUUAUUGUUUUGUAUUUUAGAAUAUAGAAAGAGAUAAACUUACUAAUUCAUUAUUAAUUGAAUAUGUUAUAAUAGUUCUUUUUUUACAUAUAUAUUAAAAGCUUAUACAGCUUACGUCUGUAAUAAAAUAUCAAAACAACGUCAUCGAGACGUUAAGGAUCAUUGACACGUUAUUGAGAUAUUCGAAUGUAAAGACUUUUACAUUGAGAGAGAUUUUCACUUUUGGUAGAGCAAAUUCUCAUGAAAAUUUCAAUUAGAUACACAGUUUUUCGUACCAAGUUUUCUGCCUUUUGUCUCUGAUUGUAAUUUUACAGUGCUAUGUAUAAUGGCAAAUAAGGUGUAAAUGUUUCUCGAUAGUUUAUUGCCUAACGCAAAAAUUUUCUUUUCUUUUGGAAAUGUUCGACGCGCUACGAGAUAUAGGAAUUCCUAAAAUUUCAAAGAGAUACUUGCAAGAUGUAUGGUUAUCCUUUAAAUCUAGAGACAUAGGAAUUAACUGAUCAAGGACAGAGCUAAGAUAGAUACUUUACUGUCGUUGUUAGAAAUUUACAGAACUCUUUUAUGAUUUCAACUGAAGGAUGUAAGAAAAUAAUAAUUUUAUGCACUGUAAGCAUCUAUUUUAAUUCUAUUUUUAUUAUAUUUGUAGUCUUUAUAUAUAUAGAGUAAUGACAAAUUUUAAUCUUGUUUUUUAAAGAUUAUAUUUUUAACUAGAUAAUUAUUGAUCUGAGUCGGUUGCAAUAAAUUCCAAAUUUUAUAUUUUAAUCUUCGGUUUAGUUUAAGGUUAUGAAAUUAGUGGAAUAUGUAUUUUAUAAUCUCGUUGUCCUGAUCUUAGUGCAUUAAUUCGGAAAUUUAUAGAAAUUUAUUUAUACAUUUUUUUGUAAAAUAUCUCGAAAGAUAUAUAUUUAUCUUUAUUUUAUUUCGAUUGUAAAUUUUACGAAAAAAAAUUUAUCUUAACAUCCUUCAGUUUUAGUCAUCUACAUAAAUUACUAUAGUACCCUAGAAAUCGUAAGAAAUGAUCAUACUUACUUCGAUAAUAUAAAUUAUGAUAAUAUCAAAUAUUAUUAAACAUAUUUCUAUUUUUGCGUGAAUGCUUACGAUUGUUAGUUGUUGGUUAUUGUUAUCUAUUUGAUGAGAGUUUUUAAUGUUAUGCAUACCACGAGAGAAACACAAUAUUAAAUUUCCGAUUUUUUUUUGGUAACAUACUGGAGUUGCUGUUCAUUUCAGAUGCCUGCUAUAUUAUUUUUUAGUGUUCUUAUAUGGAAUGAUAAUGAUGAACCUUGAAUAUUAUUCUACUCAAUUAGCACGAUUUUAAAUAAUUUGUGACAAAUGCAAACCAAAUAACGCAAUUUAUAUAUAUUUAUAAAAUAAUAGGAAAACUGUAUCACAAUUUUGUAAUCUAUUUCCUUUGUCGUAAUGUUCUGUUUUCUUUAUAUUCACUUCAAAAAUACAUCUUGACCAAAAUUACCUCUGAACAAAACGCAUUUUUGCGGUCACCUCAUCUAAUUCCUCAAUACAUGUAAUUAAUAAAAGAAAAUAAGCAGUGAAAGACCAUUAGGAAUGGAGGGCGUGAAUGCUUGCUACCUGUGAAUGAAGUUUCAUAUAAAUAUAUAAAUGUUAAAAUGAUGAUAUCUAUACAUACAAAUAAUAUAUGAAUAUAUAGACAGAACUCUUUCACAAAUAAUAAUGAGAACCUCAGUAGUAGUCAGUAGAAUAAUAAAGAUAAUGGCAGAAUUAAGAAAUGUUCUAUGAUCAAACAUUGAUUAAGGUAAGAGGAUUUAGGAGAGUGGAUUCUAGAAUGUGUUACAACCUGUUAAAUAACAGCAUGCUUCUAUAAGAAGCAAUAUUCAAAAACAGUGAACUGUAUACUAUUAUAAUUGAUGUAAACUCGAUGCUUUUGCCAUACCUCCUUGAACUAUCAUAGAAAUGGUACGAUGCUCAAAUUGUAUGUAGUGAUGUUUUACUUAGUAACAGUGUCCUAGAAUGAAAGAACGUGGUGCGUUGUAAACAUUCUGUACAGUCAUGCAUAAUGAAGUGAAGAAGAAAACUUUGUUUGGUAUUUAUAAAAUUCAUCAUUCUUCGUAUACAUGUGUAUAAUUGUUCAAACAUGCAGUGACGUGUGAUUAACAUAUUCGAUAAUGUAUAUCGUUAGAUUUUCUCCUUAAUUUAAAUAAAUAUCAUCGGUAUCGUUGAAUCGAAAUUUGUUAGCGGCUAAUUCGAUUAAUUUUCGUAGUAGUACCGAAAGUGUUUUACGCACCCGUUCUCCAUAGAUAUCAGUACAAAUAAGUUUAAUAUUAAUAGUAAUAACGACUAAAAUAACUGUUUGACUUUACUAAAAAUUUAAGGUACGUUCCACUUAAACAGUAGCUGGUGUUCUACUACAUACCGUACCUUCGAUAAAAUAACCUAAAAGCCAGAGUACUAAAUCCUUCUGUGUGUAUAAAUGUCAUAAACUAUAUAUAUGUAUCUAUUAAUGCUACAUCAAUAACAAAUUAACUCACACGACUGCCAUUACAAUUAAUUAUGUUUUGGAAUAUUAGCAUGGCUCAAUAUUCCGUAUUUAGUUUCUCUUCCCCCCGCAUUGAAAAAAAUAAUUUUCAUUGAAAUUAUUGUACCAUUUUAUUCUGUAGGUUUUGUAUAAUUUGAUUGUAAAUUAACGAAUCACCGUUGCGCAAGACUUGUUAUAUAGGUGUCUAACGUAAUAUUCCGUUUCAGAAAUACUUGAAUUGUGUUCACAGCUUAAAAAUGUCUUUUUGGAAAUAUUAAUCUGUGUUUUAAUGUUGUUAAUUUUACCGGGUAAUAGUAAAUGCCAUUGUUUUUUUAUUGUUUUACAUCGAUGUUAAUUCAUGUAGUAAUUCGAAUUUAUAUUACUUCAUGUUAAACUGCCGUAGUACCGAUAAAAUUAUGUGGUGUGCUCAGUAAUUAAAAUAAUUACAUAUAUACAUUGUCCACAUGUGCAUACAAUAUACAACACAUGGCGUGUACAUUUUCAAUCCAUCUUUUAUUAUCUUUAAGCUGUAACUAUCGUUUCACGUUUAUUGAAGGAAUAGUCAGCGUAUCUGUGUAGUUCUAUUUGCUAAGUAUAUGUAUACAUAUAUGGAUGGAUACAGGUAUAUGUAAAUUACGACUUUUAUGGAAUGCUUUCGUGUGUAUAAACAUGAUAUUGUUUCAAGUAAAGAUACGAAAAAUGAUAUUAAAAUAUCGAAUUCUGCAUUCAGUUGGUAACUGUUUUAUAAAGAAUAAGAGUAAUAUAUUCACAAGACGAUGUAUGACGAUAAAGGGUAUAUAAAUUAUAUAGGCAUAGAAGAAGUGUGUAAGAUGGAAUGACAGUGGCCGAGGGAAAGGUUGUAUUGAAGGAGACGCGAACAAGUCAUACCAUGAAUGUAUUGUAUAUCUAAAGCAGUGUGGCUAAUAACAAUCCUUGAUUAAAGAAAUAUGAUGUACGGUCUUGCGCCAAGAGAUAAAUCGUCUAUUCUGACUUAUCUGAAUAUAAUAUUUUUAUGAAGCGAAAAAUAUGUUCAUUUUACUUAUUGCAUUCCAUAACUGCCACUUGGGUUCGAAAUAAUCAUACACAAUUUUUGCAUUUAAUUUACAUUUUGCUUUUAUUAAUAUAUACUUGGUUAGGAGUUUGAAACUGUGGUCAUUAUUAGCACGAUUAAUUAGGUAAUAAAAGGUAAUUGAAUUUUGUAAACUAUAUUAUUUGUUGAGCUCUGCACUUAUAAAAAGAAAUUUAAUAACUCGUGGUUGUCACAACAUCUCGAAAUAAAAACGCGGAUAGUGAGCAGUACUUAUGAAAACACUUUUUAUUCGUGUGAGACGUUAUACAGAGUAUGUUGUUUCUGUUAUACUUAUUAUUCACUGACGUUUCCUGAUGUUAACGAUAAUUAUAGGCAUUGUAGUUUCAUUGCUGCAAAGGUCUUUCCCCAUCUUCCAUUUCUCAAUCAUAAAUAAAAUGGUUUAACGGUAUCGAAUAAAAAAAAAA